Molecule: messenger RNA, 3278 nt
Organism: Triticum aestivum (bread wheat)
Lineage: Eukaryota; Viridiplantae; Streptophyta; Magnoliopsida; Poales; Poaceae
Product: zinc finger MYM-type protein 5
Exons: 2
Coding region: 1846-3102 (418 amino acids)
Molecular function (GO): protein dimerization activity
Source: RefSeq, a predicted model, not a curated record
AAUUAGUGCAAAACAGGUUGGAUAAUGGUGCAGCAUGCCAUCAGGGCCCCACAAUGAAUUAACCCCCAACUUGCGUUCCCAAGAGAAGGUGGUGGGACUGCACGAAUUAACUACUGGGCCCUUUCCUCACGCACGUCUCUCUUUUUCUCUUCGUCUUCUUCACAACGCAGCCGCCGUUCCUCUUUCCCAGAUCGUGAAUCAAUCUCCAGCUCUUCACUAGCAGCCGCCGUUUCGUUCUCAAUCCCCCAGCUAUUAAUUUUAUUGCGAUUUCCCCAAAUUAUCCGUUGCAAUGAGCUGUGGAAUAGUUGCCGCCUUGCCGGUCCUGCGACCCGCGUGUGUCAGAAUCAAGUGGAGCCUGGAUCCCUGGAGGCCCUGCUCGUCAUAGAGAUUCGACUGCUUGGCAGGCCAGACAAGGCUACGAGUUCUUAGUCGCCAAAGCAACAAGCGUCUCCUCCCUGGCUCCCCCUGAUCUGCUUCUCACAUCAAUCAAAGACAAGUUGUUUCAUUCCUUUUUGACCGCAAGUUCAGUUUUUAGUUCCUUAUCUGUCGCUUAGUUUACUUUCUGCAAUGUCCUCUAGAAUUAGAAAGUGCCCGUCAGGAUAUGAAAAACGUCAGAAAAAGAAAAAAAAGAAACUUGAUGAAUCUCUGAAAGGUAGUCUUGAUGUGUUUUUUGUUAAAGAACCAAAGGUUUCUUCUGAAAAUCAGAGUGUAGAUGCUAAUACUAAUGAUGUACACGACGAUGACUCUAUCCAUACUGAAACUCAGGGCGAAGAGGUUAAUGUUGUUAGUAACAUGGAUGAGGUACAUGUUGAGAAUAAUAACCCCGAUGAAGCAAAUCAUGGCGAUGAAGUACCUGCUAAUGUUGAUGUUUCUUUGCAACCUGAUAUAUUCGAUCCUCGAAAUUGGGAUGGCCUUGAUUCUAAAGCAAUUGAUAAUUUGGUAGAGAAGGGUCCUAAGAGGGCGCCUAUCCAAAAGGGCCAUAAAGAUAAACUUGGUAGGAGAUUUUCUGCUGUGUUUUAUAGUAGAGGUUUGCCAAAUGGAGAAAUGUGUGAUAGAGAGUGGCUUGUAUAUUCUAAAGAGCUCAAUAGAGUAUUCUGCUUUUGUUGCAAAAAUUUUGGGAAGGGGCGUGCUAGAGGUCAUUUGGCGAAUGAGGGAUUUAGUGACUGGAUACACCUUAGUAUCAGACUUAGAGAGCAUGAAACCGGAGCUGAACAUCUUCAAAAUAUGGUCACUUGGCAUGAGUUGCGCCUCAGGUUGCAACAGAAUAAAACUAUUGAUAGCGCUGCUCGACAACAACUUGAGAAAGAAAAGGACCAUUGGCGUAAAGUAUUGCUUAGAAUUCUCUUGAUUGUUAAAUUUCUUGCGAAACAUAAUCUAGCCUUUCGUGGUACUAAUUCCAAAUUGUAUCAAGAUAGCAACGGAAAUUUCUUAGGCUUGGUUGAAAUGUUGGCUGAGUUUGACCCGGUUAUUCAAGAACAUGUUCGUCGCAUAACAAAUGAUGAAACUCAUACUCAUUACCUUGGUCAUGGCAUCCAAAAUGAGUUAAUACAUUUGAUUGCUUCUGCAAUUAAAUCUGAGAUCAUUAAAAAAAUAAAAGAAGCAAAAUAUUUCACGGUGAUACUUGAUUGUACCCCUGAUGCGAGUCACCAAGAACAGAUGUCUUUGAUUAUACGGUAUGUUGAAACAUCUUCAAGUUCUGUUUCCGUUGUAGAAUCCUUUUUAGGAUUUUUGGAUGUAAAUGAUACCACUGGAAAAUGACUCUUUGAGGUUUUGCAGGAUGAAUUAAAGAACCUUGAUCUAGACAUAGACAAUGUGAGAGGGCAGAGCUACGACAAUGGAUCAAACAUGAAAGGUAAGAAUCUGGGGGCUCAAGCCUUGCUUUUGAAUAUAAAUCCUAGAGCUUUUUAUUCUGCAUGUGGGUGUCAUAGCCUUAAUUUAACAGUAUGUGAUAUGGCCAAGACUUGUGGUAAAGCUAAGGACUUCUUUGGAAUCAUACAACGUAUCUACACAACAUUUGCUAAUUCCACGAAGAAAUGGAAGAUUUUGAAAGAUAAUAUAGGAGAUGGAUUGACUCUGAAAUCAGUCUCAUCUACUCGUUGGGAGAGUCACAUAAAUAGUGUCAAAGCUAUUAGGUUUCAGAUUUCAGACAUACGAAAAGCUCUACUGCAAGUAGCUGAUGUCGAUAAAGAUCCUAAAACUAGUAGUGAAGCUAAAUCUCUAGCAAAUAAUGAACUUGGUGAUUUCGAAUUUGUAGUAGCGAUAAUCAUUUGGUAUGAUAUAUUGGCUGCAGUAAAUUUGAUUAGCAAGGACUUACAGUCAAAAGAUAUGCUUAUUGAUGUUGCCAUUGAAAAAGUGCAAGGCUUGAUUACCUUUUUUAAAGGUUACAGAGACACUGGUUUCACUACUGCAGUAGAAAUAGCAAGGGAAAUAGCACUUGAAAUAGAUAUCGACCCUGCAUUUCGGAAAAAGCGUGAAAUUAAAAGAAAAAAACAAUUUGAUGAGAAUCCUGAUGAUGUGUUAGAUGCUUCACAAUCUGCACAAGAGUCGUUUAGGAUAAACUACUUCUUACCUGUUGUUGAUCAAGCUAUUGCUUCACUUACUACGAGAUUUGAGCAAUAUAAAUCAUACGAAAAAACUUUUGGUUUCUUGUUUACUUCUCAUGCACUAAACUCAUUGGAUGAUAAAAAUUUGAGGUCUUCUUGCAGUAGCCUUGAGACUGCACUUAGAAGUGGUGACAAAUCUGACAUUGAUGGUAAUGAUUUAUAUGUUGAGUUAAAGUUACUCCAAGAUUUCAUUCCAAAGGAAAAAAAUAUGGGACCUAUUGACAUUUUAAAUUUUUUGAAACGCUUGAAUUGUUUUCCCAAUGCAACUAUUGCAUAUAGAAUUUUAUUGACCAUCCCAGUAACCGUUGCAUUGGCGGAGAGAAGUUUUUCUAAACUAAAGUUGUUGAAGUCCUAUUUGCGUUCUACAAUGACACAAGAAAGACUUAGUGGACUGACUUUGAUAGCAAUUGAAAACGACAUCUUGGAGAAUGUAUCUUACGAGGAACUAAUUGAAGAAUUUAUCUCAAGGAAUGCAAGAAGGAUGUCACGCUUCUGCUAGAUAAUGUAUUAUUUUUUAGUUUCUAGAAUCACUUUUGCGACAAGAUGUUAUUCAGAAGAUUGUACUAUGUACCAACAUGAUAUAUAAUAGUAAUAAUAAUAGCAAUUAGAUCCUGUUUUCCUCAUUGCCACUUGCUAUGCCGAGGGCCCAUUUUCUGAGUUUGCACCGGGCCUCCA